AUGAAGCCACAGGCAUCUUCUAAUCCACAAGAUGAGUACAAAAUUAAGGACACGAAGCCCCAGCUUGGAGAGAGGUGGCCACAUGGAGGAGUUCGAGGUGGAGGAGGGUGGAUUAGUAGUGACAGGGUCACGAGUACUUAUGAUCUUGUCGAACAGAUGUAUUAUCUUUAUGUUCGAGUUGUGAAAGCAAAAGACUUGCCUACAAAUCCACUGACUGGAAAUUGCGAUCCAUAUGUAGAAGUGAAACUUGGGAAUUAUAAAGGCAAGACACAGCAUUUUGAGAAGAAAACAAACCCAAUAUGGAACCAAGUUUUCACGUUCUCGAAAGAGAAGAUUCAUUCAUCUGUUGUUGAAGUUUUCGUUAGAGACAGAGCGAUGGUAGCGAAAGACGACUAUCUAGGGAGGGUGGUUUUUGACAUGAAUGAAGUGCCUACUCGGGCUCCACCGGAUAGCCCUUUGGCGCCUCAGUGGUAUAGGCUAGUGGAUCGUCAAGAAGAAAGCAAGGUGAGAGGGGCAGUAAUGCUUGCAGUUUGGAUGGGAACUCAAGCAGAUGAAGCAUUCCCAGAAGCAUGGCAUUCGGAUGCUACUUCAGUUAAAGGAGAAGGCGUUUUUAGUGUCCGAACAAAGGUCUAUGUUUCCCCUAAAUUGUGGUAUCUCAGAGUCAAUAUAAUCGAAGCACAAGAAGUAGAAUCUCAAGACAAAAGCCAACCCCCUCAUGUCUUUGCAAAAGCUCAAGUUGGAAAUCAGAUACUAAAGACUAAACUAUGUCCAAACAGAACACCUAACCCGUUCUGGAACGAGGACCUUUUUUUUGUAGCAGCAGAGCCUUUUGAAGAGCAAUUAGUACUCACUGUUGAAAAUAAAACGGCUUCAAAGGAUGAGGUUGUUGGGGGUAUAAAAUUGCAAUUACACACCUUUGAAAGACGAUUGGAUCACCGACCAGUUCAUUCUCGGUGGUUUAACCUCGAGAAGUUCAGCUUUGGGGUUCUAGAGGGAGAUAGGAGGAAGGAACACAAGUUUUCAACAAGGAUUCAUAUCAGAGCCUGUCUUGAAGGUGGUUACCAUGUAUUAGAUGAAUCAACAAUGUACAUCAGCGAUCAACGCCCUACUGCUAGGGAGUUGUGGAAGCAGCCAAUUGGAAUCCUUGAAGUGGGAAUCUUAAGUGCACAAGGGCUUCUCCCAAUGAAGAAAAUGGAUGGCCGAGAAAGCACAGAUGCUUAUUGUGUGGCGAAAUACGGACUGAAAUGGGUGAGAACGAGAACAAUAGUUGAAAGCUUCAAUCCCAAAUGGAAUGAGCAAUAUACUUGGGAGGUUUAUGAUCCCUGCACAGUGAUCACACUGGGAGUUUUCGAUAACUGCCACUUGGGAAGGAACGAGAAGCCGGAAAAUGACUCGAGAAUUGGAAAAGUAAGAAUCAGAUUAUCCACGCUAGAAACAGACCGGAUUUAUACUCAUUCUUAUCCACUUCUUGUCCUGAACAAGUCUGGAGUCAAGAAGAUGGGAGAACUCCAAAUAGCAUUCCGAUUCACUUGUCUUUCUCUAGCACACAUGAUAUAUCUUUACGGUCGUCCAUUGCUGCCAAAAAUGCAUUAUCUGCAUCCUUUCACAGUAAACCAGUUGGACAGUUUGAGAUAUCAGGCCAUGAACAUUGUAGCUUCAAGGCUUGGACGAGCCGAACCUCCAUUGAGAAAAGAAGUUGUUGAAUACAUGCUAGAUGUUGAUUCCCACAUGUGGAGCAUGAGACGAAGCAAAGCCAACUUCUUCAGAAUUGUUUCGCUCUUUUCAGGUCUAAUCUCCUUAAGCAAGUGGCUUGUCGAAGUUUGCCAAUGGAAGAAGCCCGUCACCACAAUUCUUGUCCAUGUCCUCUUUUGCAUAUUAAUCUGCUAUCCGGAAUUAAUCCCCCCGACUAUGUUCCUUUACAUGUUUCUGAUAGGCUUAUGGAAUUACCGGUCGAGGCCAAGGCAUCCUCCACACAUGGACACUAAGCUUUCUUGGGCUGAGGCAGUUCACCCCGAUGAACUUGAUGAAGAGUUCGACACUUUCCCAACAUCCAGGCCUCAAGACAUUAUCAGGAUGAGGUACGAUAGACUUAGAAGUGUUGCGGGAAGGAUACAAACAGUGAUUGGUGAUAUGGCAACACAGGGGGAGAGAUUUCAUGCUCUACUCAGCUGGAGAGAUCCUAGAGCAACCAGCGUAUUCAUCGUUAUCUGCCUUUUUGCAGCAAUUUUUCUUUACAUAACACCUUUCAAAAUAGUGACUUUGAUAGCAGGUUUGUAUCUACUAAGGCACCCAAGAUUCAGAAGCAAAAUGCCUUCAGUGCCCAGCAAUUACUUCCGAAGAUUGCCCGCUCGAGCCGAUAGCAUGCUCUGA
Molecule: messenger RNA, 2370 nt
Organism: Fraxinus pennsylvanica
Lineage: Eukaryota; Viridiplantae; Streptophyta; Magnoliopsida; Lamiales; Oleaceae
Source: the annotation of a GenBank genome assembly